AGCGGCGCGUCAAGAGCAGAAGAGAGAGAAGAAAAAAAACGAGCAGCAGAGGGUGAGGUCUGCCCGGCUCAGUCAACAAAGACAGAGGAAAGAAGCUCUGCCAGGCUUUUUCUGUCAUGUAGUGAGGAGCCCUGCGGUCUGCAAGGACGCGUCUGGUCGUUGUUUUUGUUGUUUCGGUGAAAGAGCCUGAAAACAGAAUCGUCGGAUCCACCGGAAUGGAGACCUGCCGUUGACGGAGAUUCCCGAGCUCCCCUGAUAACAACAGGUCUUUUCCACUGAGUCCAUCUUCCCCUCAAAAGUCUUUAAGCAACCGACAAAGAGCUGGAGCCGAGACGAUCAAGCAUGGAUGUGCCCAGGAUGGCUGAGGGCCUCUUCAGCAGCACGCUGUCCUCGUCGGGUGGUGGCCAUCAUGUGCCUUCCUACCUGACGCUUGAGCAGAAAGCUGCCUUUGUCUUUGUGCUGCUGCUCUUCAUCUUCCUGGCCCUGCUCAUUGUGCGCUGUUUCCGCAUCCUACUAGACCCCUACCGCAGUAUGCCCUCAUCCAACUGGACAGACCAUACUGAAAAAGACACAUUUGAUUACCGCAUUGUGUGA
This is a messenger RNA of Archocentrus centrarchus (flier cichlid), 594 nucleotides long. RefSeq names its product cortexin-3. NCBI's taxonomy places the organism in Eukaryota, Metazoa, Chordata, Actinopteri, Cichliformes, Cichlidae. The record is from RefSeq and is a predicted model, not a curated record. Bases 343 to 594 code for a protein of 83 amino acids. The transcript has 2 exons.